Messenger RNA from Mesorhabditis spiculigera, 630 nucleotides. Lineage: Eukaryota; Metazoa; Nematoda; Chromadorea; Rhabditida; Rhabditidae. The record is from the annotation of a GenBank genome assembly.
AUGCUGUCUCUCGUCGCUCUCCUCUUCCUGGUUACGGUAAACGGCAAUUUUCGGGACGAGGUGUUCGACGUCGAGCGCGAUUGGCAGAACCGGGAAUAUAUCUUCAACUUUUCAUCAGCGGAUGCCGACGAUUUGGCGGUAUCUUUCCACGAUGGAUUUCGAGAGAAUACAGUGGCCAUGGUGCCACUUUGUUUGCUCUACCAGCGCAGUUCCGGCAAGCUCACCAUCGGCUUCGAGUAUCUGCGCGAACAACCGGUUCGAUCGGUGGACAAAGGCCUCAACUUUGAGCGACAACUGCCUGAUUAUCUGAAGUCCUACUUCUACUAUCAAAUUACGAUUUCGCUGUCUAAGACAAAUGAGGUGAUCCCUCCGCAAGAACCCGGGUUACAGCCGUCGUUUAACGAAUGGCGCAUCAUCUUUGAUAAUAAAAACUACACCUAUCGGCAAUACGUCGACACCGACCUGUUCGAUAAAUCGCAGCGUUGGUAUUGGAAGGUUUGGGCGAAGGGCGGCACCACAACCGAGUGGAAAGUGACCAGUAUAGAACGCGGGACAGAGAGCCUCGGCUACACAAUGCAGGGAUGGAAGGAGAAUGCCGAUUUUGACGAGCGACAUCACGUGUUGAACCUU